AUGGCCUCAUCGCAAGGAACAUCGCCUCAAAGGCCGUGGGCAGAUGGCCCACUCAAAAUGGUACAAACACCAAUGUACACAACUAAAGCAGACGAUACGUUCACUAAGGGUGCAUCUCACAUGGCAUUAAUACAUAAUUCCGUUCUGAGAGGGUACAAUUCAAUAUAUCUGCAAGCGCCCCACGUGAAGCCCGAGGACUAUGCCGAUUUCAUCGGGUACUGUCUCGCGUGGUUUAAGCUGGUGAAGUCGCACCACGAUGAUGAAGAGGCGAAUCUGUUUCCGGGGAUCGUCGAGAUGCUCGGAAAGGAAGAUAAGGAGGUUUGGGGAGACACACAUCACGAACAUGAGGCAAUGCUUCCCGGUUUGGUCGCCUUCAACGAAUAUCUCACCACUCUUUCCUCGCCAUCAGACUUCUCAUCAGCCAAACUCCUCGAAAUCAUGAAGACUUUCGAAGCACCACUGGACCACCAUUUCCACUCCGAGAUCUCCACCAUCGCCAGUCUCUCCCGCAUGGGCUCCUUUCCAAAUGCAACCGCGGUCUUCAAGACAUGGGGCAGGCAGACCCUUACCAAGGCAGGCUACGCAGAAGUGUUCGCAUUCGUGUUCCUCAACUUCGACAGGACGUACGAGGAGAGGCUUUGGGAAAGCUGGCCUCCGAUGCCGUAUCCGAUUCGCUGGGCGCUGAUCAGAUAUAGCGCGUGGUGGCAUCAGGGAUGGUGGAGGUUCGCCAGCUGCGACAUCGAUGGGUACCCUAAGGAUCUGUAUGCGUUGGGCGAUGCGGGUGAGGCCCAGGCAAGGAUUUAG
Messenger RNA from Aaosphaeria arxii CBS 175.79, 804 nucleotides. RefSeq lists its product as uncharacterized. Bases 1 to 804 code for a protein of 267 amino acids. The record is from RefSeq and is a predicted model, not a curated record. The transcript has 2 exons. NCBI's taxonomy places the organism in Eukaryota, Fungi, Ascomycota, Dothideomycetes, Pleosporales.